AUGGCCUACACCACCCUCUGGCGACGCCUCUCGUCGCGCCAGCUCAAUGUCGCCAUCCAGGUCUUUUCGCUCAUCUGCAUCUUCUUCGAGGGCUACGACCAGGGUGUCAUGGGCGGCGUCAAUUCCUCACCCUACUAUGUCACCGAAGUCGGAAUUGGCGAGCCGGAUGGCACGGUGACCGACACGACGCACCAGGGGGGCAUUGUCAGCAUCUACUAUCUCGGCUGCAUUUUUGGCUGCUUCGCUGGGGGCUGGUUGGCCGAUCGCAUCGGACGCAUCAAUGGGCUGUUCAUUGGUGCCGUUUUCGCGGUCGUUGGCGGUGCUCUCCAGGCGGCGAUUCAAAGCUCGAAUUUUAUGCUGGUGGCGAGAGUCGUCACGGGCAUUGGGACUGGAGCCUUGACUGGAAUCACCCCGGUCCUGGUGUCAGAAACUUCAUCCGCCGGUCAUCGGGGUGGCUUCCUGGGCUACGUCUUUAUCGCAAACUACUUGGGAAUCUCGGUCGCAUACUGGUUGUCUUUCGGCCUCGCCUUCAUCAACAACGGCUACUCGGACAUCCGAUGGCGCUUUCUCCUCGCCUUCCAAUGCAUCCCGGCUCUCCUGCUGGUUGCCUUUAUCAAGAUGCUCCCCGACUCUCCGCGCUACUACGCAUCGGUCGGCCGCAACGAGGAAGCCAGAGACUUGCUGACCAGACUUCGAUCCCACAAAGCGAGUCAGGCCGAGAUCGAUCACGAGUACCUGGAGAUAGUCGCGAUGGCUAAAGAGAGCCAGCGCAGCUCGCCGAUUCAGUUUGUCAAGAUCCUGAUCGGAAAAGGAGGGCGACCGGGGGCCAACCUCUGCCGACGCGCCUGGCUGUGCGUUUGGCUUCAGAUCAUGGCCUCCUGGACUGGCAUCACGGCGAUUACUGCGUAUUCGCCAACGCUCCUCAGCCAAGCCGGCUAUAGCAACCUGACCCAAAACGGCCUCGCCGGGGGCAUCAACACAAUCGGCAUCAUCGGCACCAUCAUCAGCGCCCAAAUUGUCGAUCGCAUCGGGCGCAGAAUGUGCUUGAUGUGGGGUGCCUUGAGUCUCUUCGCUGUUGAAAUCGUGGCCGGCUCCGUCUACGAAGCCUCCCUCCACAACCCAGCAAAAGCAUCCGACUACGCCCCAGCAGCAGUGGCCAUGCUCUUCCUCUUCAACCUCGGCUACGCCGCAACCUGGGGCACUGUCGCGUUCCUCGUCCCAACGGAGAUCUUCCCCUCCGACCUCCGCGCACAGGGCAACGGCUUCGGCAUCACGGGCUGGGCGAUUGGCGUGGGCAUGACGACGCUGGUGAAUCCGAUCAUGUUCGCCAGUCUGAAGAGCCGGAGCUACUUCCUGUUAGCUGGGUUGAAUCUCCUCUGGAUCCCGAUCGUGUACCUGUUCUACCCGGAGACGCGCAACCGGUCGCUCGAGUCGAUCGACGCUUUGUUCUCGACGCCCAGUCCGUUUUACUGGGAGAUGGAGCGCGCGUAUCGGUUGCACAGCGAUGUCCUCGCUGAGAAGGGGGUUACUGCGUUUGAGGAUGAGGGAGGGAAGGUGGAGGAUAUUCAUGAGCGAGAGGGGCGUUAG
Molecule: messenger RNA, 1587 nt
Organism: Aspergillus mulundensis
Lineage: Eukaryota; Fungi; Ascomycota; Eurotiomycetes; Eurotiales; Aspergillaceae
Product: putative MFS sugar transporter
Exons: 5
Coding region: 1-1587 (528 amino acids)
Biological process (GO): carbohydrate transport; transmembrane transport
Cellular component (GO): membrane
Molecular function (GO): carbohydrate:proton symporter activity
Source: RefSeq, a predicted model, not a curated record